AUGGCGGACGACGACGACCCACCUCCGCCCAGCAAGAAGCUGCGUCGGAAGCAGGCGAAGGCGCAGUGGCUGGCGGCGCGUAGAGCUGCGCAAGUGGCCAGUGGCACCCACAGAUCGUCACGGAAGCGUCGGAAUCAGCGCCAGAGCCACGUGCGCGCAGAUGUCGGGCGCUGGCCGACCGUCCGCUCGCGUACGUGCUCGUCCACUACUUGUGCCCAUCGAGUGGCGGGCAGCGCCUGUGUCGUCCGCUGCAUCGAUCCCUACGUACACCGCUUUGCUCUCUUCGCCAAAGGCCGAUGGACGGGCCAUACACUGCGUGAGCUGUUUGCGCGCGAGUUCCCGACGCUGUCGUCGGCCUAUUGCGCGCAGGCGGUGCACUUGGGACUCGUUCGAGUGAACGGAAGCGCCACACGUCUCGAGUCGGUGCUCCAGAGCGGCGACUUUCUCGAGCACUGGAAGCACCGACACGAACCCGACGUCCACUGUCCAUUGACUGGGGACCCGCAGCAGCAGCAGCAGCUCAUUGAUGCGACGGCGCUGUCCUCGACGUGGAUCCACUACGAGACGAGCGAGUUGCUGGUCGUCAACAAACCCUCUGGCCUUCCUGUGCACCCGAGCGGUAGUUAUUACUAUAACUCGCUGGUGCACUUGCUGCAGCACGAACGGAGAUGCGAAGCUGCCGCAAAAAGCAGUGAGGAAGCCGUCGAUCGGCUGACGCUGUUCCCGGUACAUCGGCUGGAUCGACUCACGUCGGGUCUGCUGUUGCUCGCCAAGUCGGCCGAUAGCGCACGUCGCCUCACUGCCGAGUUGACGAGUUGCUCGUCAGUGAACGGCUCCGAGCGUCGCGUCGUGCAGAAGUCGUACGUCGCACGAGUUACGGGCGAGUUCCCACAGGAUGAGACGGCGUCGACAUGGGCCCAUGUCGACGGAAGACGCUCGGGACUCGUGACGAUCGAAGCAGUGGACGACGGCUUUUGGCGAGUGACAGCUGCUAUUGGAUUGAAGAGUCCUCGUCAAGGACAUGUGCGAUGUGUGACAAACGCGCCGUCGGCCAAGUCGUGUGUGACGCUUCUGCGUUGUCGUGGAAAAGCAGAGAACGGGCAAAGUAUUGUCGAGUGUCAACUGGUGACCGGCCGCACGCAUCAGAUCCGCGUCCAUCUACAGCACUUGGGGUUCCCAAUUGUCAAUGAUCCCGUCUAUGGUCCCGUGACGACUGAGAGGGGACGAGCAGUAGCAGACGAAUCGCCAGCAGCACUUGAAGUGUCGUCGGUCCACGUCGAGGAAACGCUCUCGUCCACUGGAACUGCGUCACCUGUUGAAGACAGUGAUCGAGAGAAGGAAGAGCGAUGUCUUCGCGCGUGUGAUAUCUGCGUUGGUGCCAUGCAAGAACAAAGCGGAACAACAGAAGAUGGUGACGCGACGGACGGUGGGUUAUGGCUACAUUCGUAUCGCUACGCAGGACGUGACUGGUCGUACGAGGUGCCAUUACCAGUAUGGGCUCAUGUCCACGAGGCCGAAACGCGUUAA
Molecule: messenger RNA, 1527 nt
Organism: Hyaloperonospora brassicae
Lineage: Eukaryota; Oomycota; Peronosporomycetes; Peronosporales; Peronosporaceae
Source: the annotation of a GenBank genome assembly